GGGUUUGCGGAUUUCAACCUCCCCCUUCCCCGGCUGCUCGCUCGCUCUCUUGGUAAGGAUGAGUUACUUACUUACUUACUGCUCUUUCCUGCCUACCUCUACCUCUACCUCUACCUCUACAGAUCUGAUCUAGUUUAAAACCAACCAAUACAUACAUAUAUACAAACUUGUUUCGCGUGAAAUUCGAUCAUCUAGUUUACCUACGUGUUUUGAUUAUUCAUAUCGGGUUCCACUUCAAAUCAAUCCUAGUUCGUCCUUGAUUCUCUCUCUCUCUGAUUUGAGUAAAAACCACAGGAAACAAGGGCUUUGUUUAAGGCCACCAAGAAAACAUAUUCAUCUCGUUUCUUGCCUCGCUUCUGCAGGCAAGCAAAUCCAUAUGUGUGUGCGUGUGUGUAAUAUGAUGGUCCUUGCCAAAACUGGCAAGAGAUGAAAGAAACAGGAGUCGUUGCAAAUCUUAUACCUAUAUAUAUUUAUAUACACAUAACUACUUUUAGAAUACACAUAUAUAUACAUAAGGGAAAAAAUUACUGCAUUAGAAUAUACAUAUGGCCUAAAUAUAUACACAUAUAGCCUUAAAUAAAAAUAUAUAUUGUUCGCCUAGUGUGACUUGUCUGUCGGACUUGAUUUACAGGGUAUUAGGUUCGGUCGGGGUUUAGCCCGUGCGCACUUUCGGUAGCGGCUGUGAGUUUUCACGUCAUAAAAAAAUAAAAUAAAAUACAUAUAUUGUUUGUUCAUACUUAAAGAUAGUCGUAGUAAAUUAUAGUUAAUUUACAUAUUGUUAAUAUCCCAUGGGAUCCUUGCUCCAAAAAUAAAUCCUAUCUAUCUAUCCCUGCACACAUAAUGUAGAUAUAUACACACUCGUGUGUAUGUAUUAUACAUACACACUUGUGUGUGUGGAUAGGGGAAUAGAGUGUGCUAAUGGGACAGAGGAUUCGGUCUGUGUUAAUAUAGUGUUGCAUUUUGUAUUAUGUUAUCAUAAAUAAUAUGCUCUCUAUGUUAAAUGUAGAUAUGUAUGCAGAUAAUAAAAGGGAGUGCUUGAAUUAAUUAGAUAAAAAUAUAUGUGAUGUUCAUGAGGGCUACGUGCAUCCUAAGUAGCAACAUACGAACUAGAUCUCGUUCGUUCUACUAACUACUUACUUGGGUAGUAGUGGUAGUGGUAGUGGUAGGUAGGGAAGGAGCAAUAUAUAUAAUAAAUAAAUGAAUGAGUACAUAAAUAGAUUCCUUGAAUGAUCACACUACUUAGCUUAUUAAAUUAAUAUAUAUUAAUUAAUUCAACACGUGCAUAUAUAUAUAUAGUAGUUGUUGCUGACCAUGUUGAGUUGAGUUGAGUUGAUCAUUAGAAUUGAAUGGAGAAGAAGAAGAAGAAGAUUGAGGACAUAUCGGCGAGGCAAGUGACAUUCUCAAAGAGAAGGCAAGGGCUAGUGAAGAAAGCGCAUGAGCUGUCAGUUCUAUGCGAGGCACAGGUUGCCGUCAUGGUAUUCUCACCCACCGGGCGCUACCACCAAUACUCCUCCACUUCAAACAUCAAUGACAUACUCAACAAGUUUGCUUUGCACUUGGAAUCUGAGGAGGGGCAGCCAACCAGGACCAGCUCCCAGGAAAAAAACAAGAAUCCUACCAGUACCAGUUCGAAUAAUGGGGCUCGGAACAAGAUAAAUUUCCUCCGGGAACUAAAGACUCAAGUUCUUCAACAGCUUACCAUAGAAGAACUGGAUCAGCUAGAAAUGAAGCUUGAAAGAAUAUUCAGAUAUGUGACAACCAAAAAGGAAGCUAACACCACAGGUGUGUGCACGGCGCAAUCAAAAGAAUCCAGGUGCCCAACACAAGACACUCUUAUUGGUGUUUACCCAGAAAGGUGGAUUCUACCACCUGCUGAUGUUUACAAGGUGAAUUUCGUCGGAACAAAUCCUAAUCAUAUUGAUGAUUCAGGGGUAGGGCUAGGGGUUGCCAUUGGAGUAGUUGUUAGGAAUUGGAAAGGAGAUUUCAUGGCUGCACUUGCAAGGUUUUACCCUGACCUUGUGGAUAUAGAUACUGCCUCAUGGAUGGCCGCGAAGUGCGCGGUCGAGUUUGCAGUAGAUUAUUGCUUCAAACACAUAAUGUUGGAGGGGGAUGUCCCCAACACAAUCAGGGGACUUCAGGAUAAUUACAAAGAUAAAUCUCCGGCUUCUACCAUAAUCAAACAGGAAGUCAAAGACUGUAUGACACAAUUAGACAGUUGUUUAUUUUCACAUGUACAAGCAUCCGGAAAUGAGGCAGCACAUAAAGUGGCCCAACAUGCAAGAAAUGUCGGGGAAGAACUUGUCUGGCUCAUGGAAGAGCCUGAUUUUCUUGCCGACAUCUUGCUGUCUGAUGUAGUUCACACUAAUAAUUGAUGUGGUUAUUUACUUGGCCAAUCCUGGAUAAUAUAGUUUGCUAAUCGAAGUAUCACAGCAUCUGCAAUGUAUAAGUAACCCUCUCAAAUGCAGGGGUAAAAUGAUCAGAGCAUUGGACAAACAAUUCGAUCAUUGUAAUGUCACAACAGAAAACAACAUACUUGGUAAGCAGAGAA
Andrographis paniculata is the source of this 2548-nucleotide messenger RNA. Its product is annotated as MADS-box transcription factor 23-like. The transcript is spliced from 8 exons. Gene Ontology annotation, biological process: regulation of transcription by RNA polymerase II. The record is from RefSeq and is a predicted model, not a curated record. Lineage: Eukaryota; Viridiplantae; Streptophyta; Magnoliopsida; Lamiales; Acanthaceae. Gene Ontology annotation, molecular function: DNA-binding transcription factor activity, RNA polymerase II-specific; protein dimerization activity; RNA-DNA hybrid ribonuclease activity. Bases 1347 to 2372 code for a protein of 341 amino acids.